This is a messenger RNA of Orbicella faveolata, 2655 nucleotides long. RefSeq names its product E3 ubiquitin-protein ligase TRIM45-like. Gene Ontology annotation, molecular function: protein binding; zinc ion binding. Lineage: Eukaryota; Metazoa; Cnidaria; Anthozoa; Scleractinia; Merulinidae. The record is from RefSeq and is a predicted model, not a curated record.
CACGGGUAAACCUAGAACCGCGCUCGGCCCAUGGCCGCGCGGUUAAAAAGGGGAUACUGGUCGUCACCUAAGACUUGCCUGAAUUUCUUUCCCUUUAGUUCCCACAGGGGAUGGAAUUUAGGCUAGGGCGCGUGGAUACGCGCGAGACGAGCUCGAUCGAUGUCAGGGCGAGUGUGCGCUCGAUGCUCGUUUCUCCGCAUCCCUUGCGAAUAUCAUUUCUUGCUCGUUGUGGUCCGUGUAAAUGGCCCGUAUUGGAGGGUUGGAAGAGACUUGCAAUGGUGUCAGCUAUGCUUGAAGAAGUCACCGAUUCCUUUUCUUGUGCUGUUUGUCUUGAACAAUUUAAAGAGCCAAAAGUUCUGCAAUGUCUGCACGCCUAUUGUAAGGGGUGCCUUGUAAAACUGGUGAAGAAAAAGGGAUCUGAUCAUGUCAUACCUUGCCCUGUAUGCAGGGAAGAUACAAGAGUUGCUGGUGGAGAUGUCAGCAAGCUUCCAUCAAACUUCUGGAUAAACAAUUUACAGAACACUCAACACAAUGCUUCCUCAGGAAGACCUGUGAUCUGUGAACACUGUGACAGUGGUGACUCAGCUAUUUCACAUUGCAGUAACUGCCGUGUUUACAUGUGCAAGUUUUGUGUUACUGCACACAAGAGAAUCCUUGCAACCAAAGAUCACAAGAUUUUAUCCUUGGAGGAAGUCAGGAGACUUGGUACCAAAAUCCCCAAAAAGCCAGCUAUGUGUAGCAAACAUAGCGGAGAAACUCUUAAAUUGUUCUGCAAAACAUGCCAGAGGAUAAUUUGCAGAGAUUGCAUCAUUGUGGAUCAGUGUAACCAUAAAUACAGCUUUGUUGCUGAAGUUGCUACUAAAGAAAGGAAAAUUCUUCAGGCUGUUCUUCAAGAAACAAAAAGCAAAGAGCGUGCAGUAGAAGAGGGUUUGAAAGCAUUAGAAACAAUGAAAAAUCGUGUCCAUGAUAAGGCUGCCACAGUAAACAAGGAUGUUGAUGCUUUUUUGGACAAGCAAGUGAAGGAAUUGGAGCAUUUACGAGCAGACCUUAAGUGUGAAGUUUCUGCGCAAGAGCGAGGAAAAGCCACACAGCUUAGUAGACAAAGUGAAAAGCUCUUGUCAUUUUUGAGGCAGUUGAAAUGUGGUAUUAAAUUCUGUGAUCAAGCUAUGGCAGAUGGUGAUGAUGUGGCAUUGCUGUCUGUGAAGAAUCAAGUUAUCCAACGACUUUCCCAACUCAAUGCAGAACAAUAUGACUGUCAGCCAUGUCAGAAUGAUUUUCUAAAGCUAUGUGUGCGUAAAGAAAUUGCAGACAUUGGGAAAAUGGCUGUAAUAUCUUGUGUUCCUAUCGACCCAGAGAAAUGUGUUCUCAGCAUGUUAGGAGGGGAGAAAGGAGUCUUAUAUGACACUUUAGCUGGACAGACUGUUGAUUUCUUGCUCACUUUAAAUCAUGAAGAGGGAGCUUGUACAGCAUAUAGCUGUGCUGUUAGUUCUGUUAGUGCUAUUGUUAAAUACAAACCACAUGGUCAGAUAGAAACACAGGAAAAAUUCCUUUCAGUAUGUGACGAUGGUGGUGGGUCAUACAGCUUUUCCUUUCUUCCAAAGGAGGUUGGACAAGUUGUGCUUUCAGUGAAAGUUGAAGGCCAGCACAUACACGGGAGUCCCUUCAUUUGGCAAGCAAAGGAUAAACAUUCAAAUUUCACAGUUAAGGGCGUAAAGAAGAUGAAAAUGACAUCUACCUGACCCUUGAUUUUUAAGAGAAUUUCCUGAUUAUUUGACGUGUGACUCACAGUAUUGCCUUGGCAAUUCUAUAUUUCCUGUAUGUUCCUCUUGUUACACAAAUAAGCAUUCCCUGAACUUCUAAAUCUUGGAUUUGCCAAAUUUUGCUAAUUAAAAGCGUCUUAUAUGGAGAGAGCACAUCAGAAAGAGUAGUUUUGGAAGGGGUUCGGCAAGAAGUAGAAUAAAAACUAUAAGAAUUAUUAAUAACCUAAGAAAUAGUGAAACUAGAAAGAUCUUAAAAGUUUAAAAAUUCAUAUAUGAAGCCAUUUGAGAGAACAAAAAAUUGAAAAAGUAGAAAUUCAAGAAAACAAAUUGGUGACCAAGCAGCUCAGAUUAUUUUUAAAAGGUUAAAUGACAAAAACUUAGUUCUUAUUUCAUUAAUCUGCAUCUUGUUGAUUUUGACAUAGAAAGUAAAUAGGGUACAUUUAAAGACAGUGCACCCAAAACAGUUUGUGCAUAUUUUUGUUAGUUUCCACAGUAUCGCUUGUCUUCCAUGGCACUAUUUACCAUCAAAAUGGACCAAAAACUAUUCCUGUAUAAUAGCUUUAGAAUAAAAAUAAAAAUCAAACUGACUAAUAAUUUCUUUCAGCAAACAUUUACAGUCAAGACAGCUGUAGCAUUCUGCUGAAAUAAUAAGCGAUGCUUUUCUUGAUUAAUCCAAUAGAGAGAGUUGAUAGUGAAUGUGCUUUAUAGUAAGUGAUUUGAUAACAAAGAUAAUUACAACAGUUUGUUUCCUAGAGUGAGAUUUGUACAUCUGAUGGUGAUGCAACAGCUUUCUCUCAUUCAUGCUCCUCCAAUCACAUGAAUAUCACUGCACCUUUCAAUAACAUGAAGACUCUAAAAUUCAAAGCUCAACUGACAAAUGCAUUUUUUGCUACCG